Messenger RNA from Acanthoscelides obtectus, 770 nucleotides. Lineage: Eukaryota; Metazoa; Arthropoda; Insecta; Coleoptera; Chrysomelidae. The record is from the annotation of a GenBank genome assembly.
AUGUUUCCAGCCGCAGUUGGAGUUGUGGAUUGCACACAUGUUCGUAUUCAAAAGCCUUCCCAAUUUGGAGAUGAAUGUAUAAACCGAAAACGUUUUGCGAGCAUCAAUGUACAAUGGCCCGGUUCUACCCAUGACAGUAGAAUCUGGAAAAGGUCUAACAUUUGUGCCGUUAUGCGUCCCAAUGCAGAACAAGCUUUGCUCCUUGCAGAUGAAGGGUAUGGAAUAGAGCGCUGUUUAAUGACUCCCUAUCGAAUUCCAAAUACACCACAAGAGAUCCGGUACAAUAAUUUGUUGAAGAAGGAAAGAGCUUGUAUUGGACAGGUGAAGCAAAGAUUUUCCAUACUGCAAUAUAAAACUCAAGUGAAGCUUACAAACAUCCUAAAACUAAUAGUUUGCUGCAUUAUUCUACACAACAUCGCAAAAACACUAGGCGAUCCCGACUUCGAAUUGGAAGAAGUGCAGCUUAAUAAUGAGAUAAAUAACCCUGUUGAACAAAAUGCGGACGACGACUUUAACAACAUUAAGAGAAUUGGAAUGCGAAGACGGGAGGAAAUUGCCCAUCUCAUUUUUCAACAGGGUAAUUUGAAAGUUAUACUUGGACGGCAUUUUGCAGAAAGGAACUAACCCACAACGCAAACCUUAUUGAGUAAUUAGGCUUUCGAGUUUUGACAAUAUUAAAAAAUUCAUCAUAAAUUAAAAAAAAAUUAAUCAAUGCCAUCUUAAAGGUGUAUAUAAUAAAUAACUAAAAUCUUUAAAGGAUAUAAUGCAUU